AUGACGAUUAAAUGCACAAAAAAAACCGACAUAAUAGCCUCGGCAUUCAUAUAAAAUCGCCAAGUUCCAUCAAUUGUCAGAAGAACAAUAAGCACCAAAGAAAAAUGAAGCUUCUUAUCACUUUAGCUACUUUAGUCGUCGCCACUUAUGCGAUCGAUAAAGAAUUUGUUCAAGAGUUGAGACAAAAAUUGAGAUCGCAUGUGGAAGCGUGUGCUAAGGAAGUGAACGCUGGGCCAGAUGACGUUUCGGCGAUUUUUGCACACAAACUCCCCGCCACCCAUGAAGGAAAAUGCAUUUUCUUCUGCAUGCAUAAACUAUACAAUGCGCAAAACGAAGAUGGCAGUCUCAACAUGGCUGGCGCUUUAGCCAACUUGGAACUCAUCAAAGAUAUGGAUCCUGAUGUCUAUACUAAAGUUUCAACGUCUUUCAAAAAUUGUGAAUCAGCACCUUUCGACAGUGACCCUUGCCUCUAUGCUGCUAAUUUAGUUACCUGCAUUGUUAAGGAAGGAAGGGCGGUGGGCCUGGACGAAGUCCUAGUGGAAUAAACUACAGUAUUGUUUGUAAAAAAUAUUAUUUCUAGAAUAAAGCAUUACAAAAAGAAA
Molecule: messenger RNA, 602 nt
Organism: Tribolium castaneum (red flour beetle)
Lineage: Eukaryota; Metazoa; Arthropoda; Insecta; Coleoptera; Tenebrionidae
Product: odorant binding protein 12
Exons: 6
Coding region: 12-545 (177 amino acids)
Molecular function (GO): odorant binding
Source: RefSeq, a predicted model, not a curated record